AAUAUAGCCUUGCUGUGGCCAAAGAACCGUCUCGUAACUCAUAAGACACUAGUACAGUACGUUAUUUGGACGAGAAACAACGCAUUUUCAUAAAUGCAGUGAAAAGUUGAGAAACAAAGAACGUUGAGGUGCUACUUGAGUCUGGCCAUCUUAAUUAUCCGCCGCCCUGCCGUUGUGAUGAUUUCCCUUCAACCGGUGGUUUUGGUCUUGCUCGUUUUAUUUAUCAGUUUGAUCAAGUCAAAUGACCCAGAACAGCCAACUAGAUUUAAAAGAAUCAUUGUUGGCAAUGGCUCUGCAGCGCUGCCUCCACGGCCACUACCCAUUGGAAAUUUGUCCAGCGCUCUAGGAGAAGCAGACUGCUAUCUUGUUAACAGCCGUUUCUAUUGCAUUAGCCAAUUUCUGGCUAGUUUUAAGGAUUCUAAUCGAUACUGCCGCGAAGAAAACAUGAAACUGCUCUAUCUAGAAAACGAAGAAGAGCAUGAAUAUCUCUUCGAUUUUAUGGGCAGCAACUACCGUUCGUCGGGUAAACUGUUACAUAAAACGGACUUUGUCAGUGAAGAAGACUAUUCUGCUUAUGUUUUUGACAACAUAAGUCCAGGAAUGCUGGUGAAAUGUGUUUCAGUGUGUGGAAGCCAAAUACGGCCUUCUGUUGACGAAGGACGAGUGCUAGAUUAUGAGGACCGUGAGUAUAUAGGUUUGGCCGUAAAAGUGCAAUGGAAAACGGGCGUAGUUAGGUGGUAUCCGGCCCAGAAUCUCAUAAUGGGCGCCUUUCGUAGCCAAAAUAGCAAUAACAAUCGCCGGCCGACUGAAGGAGUGUUGACGGUGGAAGAGGAAAUAUUUGAACCGGGCGAUAAGGUACGUUUUCGUCCACCUCCCGAUAUGAUAGUGGACAAUUCAACGGCACUGCAGCAAACUCAACAAAGCGAAAUUGGAAUUAUCUCAGAUCUUGACUUUUCUGGUGGAAUUGGUUUGGUCCACUUUCCGAGCAACAGAGGAUGGCGAGGUCCUUUGGCUUCCUUGGAAAUAGUUGAUAAGAGGAAAGGACUAGGCACCUAUUGGACAUCAGGGAGAAGAUAUGGGCAACAUAAUUGGCUGUGGACAAGCAAUAAUGAACGUUUGACUUACACCAAUUGGUCUACCGAAGAAAAACAUUCGGUACAAAGAGGAAACUGCCUUCAAAUUAAAUAUCACAAAUACGGAAAGUGGUCUUCUGCUAACUGUGCUGGCCGAAAUUAUUUCAUUUGCAAGAAAAAAAUACGUUAGGUCUAUAACACGAAAAUUUACUAGUGAUGAACAAGUGAGCGUCCCUCAUUUGUGAAAUCACGUGAAAAUGAUUACGUGAAACCAGAAUUCAUAUGCAACGUUCAUUUUUGCCUUGCGCAAAAAGUCGGGCUUAAUUUUUAUUUCUCAAUAUUUGUUCAAAAAAUGGACGCCUUGGAAUUUGCUAAACAUUGCAGGUUAUGAUCAAAAAUUUACGCUGAAUGCGGGAAAAAUAUUGGUUUUCUUAUCAAGUCAGAUGAUUUCAAAAUAAAUGUGACCAACACAUUGCUGGCGCGCCAGCACUGCCGCUC
Daphnia magna is the source of this 1571-nucleotide messenger RNA. RefSeq lists its product as uncharacterized. The record is from RefSeq and is a predicted model, not a curated record. Gene Ontology annotation, cellular component: external side of plasma membrane. The transcript is spliced from 8 exons. Gene Ontology annotation, biological process: biological process involved in interspecies interaction between organisms. NCBI's taxonomy places the organism in Eukaryota, Metazoa, Arthropoda, Branchiopoda, Diplostraca, Daphniidae. The coding region runs from base 178 to 1263 and encodes 361 amino acids. Gene Ontology annotation, molecular function: carbohydrate binding.